This is a messenger RNA of Myxocyprinus asiaticus (Chinese sucker), 835 nucleotides long. RefSeq names its product adenylate kinase isoenzyme 6-like. The transcript is spliced from 5 exons. The record is from RefSeq and is a predicted model, not a curated record. Bases 179 to 703 code for a protein of 174 amino acids. Gene Ontology annotation, molecular function: ATP hydrolysis activity; ATP binding; AMP kinase activity. Lineage: Eukaryota; Metazoa; Chordata; Actinopteri; Cypriniformes; Catostomidae. Gene Ontology annotation, cellular component: cytoplasm; nucleus.
UGCUAGACACGUGUUUAUGUUGAUCUAUGCUUUGGCGUCCUCAUUAGAAGUUAUGACCAACGGAUUAUUUAACUAUUAUAUAUUUAUGCUUGCUUAUUACUAGUGAGUAUCCUGUGAUAUUAUGAAACAGGUUGCUGUUGUUAUUGUGCAUUAUUUUCACGUGUGAUACCUUCUUGCAAUGAGAAUCAUGAAGAGACCAAACAUUCUUCUCACAGGAACCCCUGGGGUUGGAAAGACGACACUAGGCAAAGAGCUGGCUCAGAGAACAGGACUAACUUAUGUCAAUGUUGGUGAUUUGGCACAGGAGGGUCAGUUGUUUGAUGGAACUGAUGAAGAAUACCAGUGCCCUAUAUUGGAUGAGGACAGGGUUGUGGAUGAGCUGGAGGAUAAAAUGGGAGAUGGAGGUGUCAUUAUAGAUUACCAUGGCUGUGAUUUCUUCCCUGAACGCUGGUUUCACAUUGUUUUUGUCCUUCGCACAGACAACACCAAUCUUUAUAAUCGUCUUGAAAGCAGAGGGUACACUGGAAAGAAGCUCCAGGACAAUGUGCAGUGUGAGAUUUUCCAGACUAUUUAUGAGGAAGCCAUGGAAGCAUACAAGGAGGAGAUAGUCCACCAGCUCCCCAGUAACACUCCUGAGGACCUGGAGAGGAAUCUGGAACAGAUUAUCCAAUGGUUUGAACAAUGGAUGAAAGACAACAAUUGACAUCUAUAGUGGCCCCAGACACAGUACGGUUCUGUUGAGCAAGGAGUAUCAGUGUAUGAGACUGUUGAACGUGACUGUAUUUAAACACAAUUACAUAAUGAAUGGAAGAAAUAAAUAUUUUUAUAUUGUAAA